This is a messenger RNA of Macrobrachium nipponense, 753 nucleotides long. RefSeq lists its product as uncharacterized. The record is from RefSeq and is a predicted model, not a curated record. The transcript has a single exon. Bases 1 to 753 code for a protein of 250 amino acids. NCBI's taxonomy places the organism in Eukaryota, Metazoa, Arthropoda, Malacostraca, Decapoda, Palaemonidae.
AUGACUCCCUAUCAAGCGCUCACUGGCAACAAGCCAAGAUGUGGUCUUAAGUCAAAUUUACCAGAUGCAUUCAUCACCAAAAUAUCGUCUGCUAUUGAAGAAGAACUUGAAAGACUUAUAGAAGUUCCACUUACCGGAGAUUCAGCUCGGGAUGACCUAAUAUCAGUAGACCCUGAAUGUGAACGUGAACCACAUCCAGUUGCAGACUCUCAGCAGCAACCUGCUAUGGAACAAGAAAAUAUCUCAACCGAAGUACUGCAUCCAGCAAAACAGGCAAGAAAGGAAGCUGAGUAUGGUCUUCAAAAGCAAGCUCAACGAAUGUUAGCACGCAGCACUAGAUCAAUGCGAGCAGUUGAUGUCGGAGACAAUGUGUCUAUACCGGUGUCUCAAUUUAACCGUAGUAAAGGAGACCCCCCUAACAUAGUAGGUGUUGUAUUAGCAGUUGAAGACAGUGGUUAUGUGAUUGGCACAACAAGUGGAAUUAUCAAUGGUAAACUUGCCAGAAAUCAAUUCGAAUUUGUUCAGUACAAAGGACUUUUGCCUGAAAAUAUCCCCAAACAACAGUUAAGUAUUCGCGAACUAGUUCGAGCAGGAAGUGUGUGUGGUGGCCAAGGAUACCACAGAUGUCUUUGCAGGAGCAAUUACUUGUCAAAGCGGUGUUCUUGUUUGAAAGCUAGCCUUCGAUGCACAGUGCUUGCCACAGCCACAAAUCAUGUGACAAUAUUGACAAAUAAUUACUGUAAAUUUGUUUGA